AUCUGUAAUUUCGAGGGAUGUGGCCGUGCCUUCACGCGCUCCCAUAAUCUCAAGUCGCACCAGAAGAUCCACAGUUCCGAGAAGCCCUUCGUCUGCAACCACUGCCAGCUGGGCUUCCUACGCAACCACGACCUCAAGCGCCAUAUCCGGCUGCACACCAACGACCGGCCGUACUCGUGCUCGACCUGCAAGAAGACCUUCAUCCGGAGCGACGCCCUCAAGCGACAC
Messenger RNA from Polychytrium aggregatum, 228 nucleotides. RefSeq lists its product as uncharacterized. The transcript has a single exon. The annotation marks the transcript as partial. The record is from RefSeq and is a predicted model, not a curated record. Gene Ontology annotation, molecular function: DNA-binding transcription factor activity, RNA polymerase II-specific; RNA polymerase II cis-regulatory region sequence-specific DNA binding. Gene Ontology annotation, cellular component: nucleus. Lineage: Eukaryota; Fungi; Chytridiomycota; Chytridiomycetes; Polychytriales. Gene Ontology annotation, biological process: regulation of transcription by RNA polymerase II.